GUCAGUGUGAGGGGCGUGCCCAAUUUUUUUUUUUAACAGCACCGAAAAUCUCCCCCGCCCCCCGCACCUCCUUGCAUGAAAUUGCUUUGAGCUUCCCUGCAUCGGAGGCAGAGAACAGGAUCCGGGUACAAGAAAAGCAAGGCGUGCAGAGGUGAGCGUGCAAAAAAGGGUGGAAGGGGCGAAGAUGCAUCUGAGAGGGACAAGUGCAGCCUCAGAGGGAGAUCGCAGGCUGCAAUCGCACUGGUCAAGCCGCGGCCGACUUCCGUGGGGUUUACCUGGGAGUAAACCUGUGCAGGGAUUGCAGGAGGGCGCAGAUGGGAGAGGCUCUUAUUCUGCAAGCCCAGAUCAGCUCUUGAGGGAAACCUGUCCAGAUAACCUGUGACAGAUAAGAGUCUUUAUCUUGACUGGUCCAGCUAGCUAAAGAUUGUCUGCACGGGCUGGCAGCAAGCAGCUCUCCUGGGUUUUAAUUUUUAUUUUUUUUCAAAAAAGUGUAUUGGUUUUCACAAAAUUAUAAACAAACAAACACAUAAAACAAACAAACAUAAUUAAUAACCUUAUUAAAAAAUUACACGUAUUAACAUUGUUAAGUGACUUCCUCGAUUCCCCUUGGUUGGAUUUCAUUGCAUGUCCUUUUAACGGUUUUCCAGAUCACAAUACUUACAAAGUUUAACUUGAACAUUAACAUCCUUAGAUCUUUUUCUUUCGAAAUUAAACAUAUUAAUUCAUUCCAGAAAUGGAAUGGAGUCCCAUGGUGAAGGGCAUGGCUGGCUCGGCACCCUAAAACAGGAGUAUGGCAUGGUCUUAACAUUUUGUUGCAGACCCCAUGUGACUUUUUUAUGGCAAAGCAGUAAGCAGAUUCACUGUAUACCUUUAAAGCACCAUUCAACGUACAUGUAAAGCACAUGACAUCCUGGGAACUGCAGUUUCCUCGUCUCAGAGCUUCCAUUCCCAAAACCCUUAGCAAACUACAGUUCCCAUGAUUUGUCGUGCUGUAAAUACGCACUGCCUAUGCUUUAAACACAUGGUGUGGCCCUUUAAAGGGAUGUAAAAUUCCCAAGAAAUCCCAACUUUAAUGGAAUGGCAGACAAAAAUGUUUGAAUACAUAGAAUUGGCGAAAUUGACUUAUAAGAUUCAGAACCAAAAAGAAGCAAAGUUCGAAAAGGAUUGGAGUAAAUUUGUUGAAUAUAUACAGAGUAAUUGUAAGAAUUUAAAAACUGUAGCAGGAUUAAUGUAAAUCUUGUGAUGUGGAUGGCGUGUAAAUAAGAAACUGUAAGAAAAGAUUUGAGACAUGAAAAGUGUUGAAGGGAUGGAAGGAAGUCCGGGUGCAAUAAGGCGCAGGAUAAAUAAGAAGACAUACAAAUUUUUGAAUGUAAGAGUAUUUGUUUUAUUUGUUGUUGUUACAAAUAAGCAAUAAAAAGUAUUGGGGGGGAAAAUAAAUAAAGGGAUGUAAAAUCCAUUUCUUUCCCUCUCUUUACAUCUUUCUUCCCUAAGGAGGAGACGACAGUGCCUGUUUCGAAGACUGUGUCUCCCCCUGUGGAUUCUAGCAUUUUCUACGCCAACUGAGACGGCCACUCAGAAAACAAAAUGGAGGUACAAAACCCAGCAGGCCUCACACGAGGGCUGGGAUCACAGUGGGAAGGAAAAGUCCUCCAUGAAAACAAGGCUGGGAGUAUCACAGAAUUUGUGCAAAGGAUACCUCCCGACCAAGUUAAACAAGAGCAGCAUGAGGGCCUGUUACAACAUUGGGAAGCCCAAUGGCAGGAGUUCCUGAGGAAAAUGGAGUCUCCCCACUCGGACUGGGGGGCCCCACUGUUGCCAGAUGAGCCCUCGCCCUGGGUGGACACGAAGGGCUUCCUGGCCUCCUUUGAGCAAGUGGCCAAAGCCUGCCGGUGGCCCCCGGAAGAAUGGGCAGCCCAACUCUGGCCAGCCCUCAGUGGGGAAGCCAAGCGGGCCUUCAACAGCUUGGAGGCUGGAGACAGAGAGGAUUAUGGGAAAGUGAAGGCGGCCAUCUUGAGAGGGGACGCCAUGAGCAGGGAAGAGCGGCGCCAACGCUUCAGGCGGUUCUGCUACCAGGAAGCCGAGGGACCCCGAGGGGCCUACGGCCAUCUCCAGGAUCUGUGCCGGGGGUGGCUGAAGGUGGAGAGGCUCUCGAAGGAGCAGAUCCUGGAGCUGCUGAUCCUGGAGCAGUUCCUGGCCAUCUUGCCACCCGAGAUGCAGAGCAGGGUGAGGAAUUGCGGCCCCGAGACCUGUGCCCAGGCGGUGGCCCUGGCCGAGGAUAUCCUGCAGAUGCAACGAGAGGUUGAGAGAUGUGAGCAGCAGGUAAAGGUGUUUUCCUGGUACUUGGUUGUAGGUUAAGUGAUGGGACAUAGGUUGAAUUCCCAAUGUAGGGGGUGGGGAGGAAAAAAUGAAUGGUAAGCUGCAUUGAAGUAUGUAUUUCUUGGACUGGUGUAACUAUGCCAGAAUUCUCCAUGGCCCUGGACAUGUUCCCUCCAGUUAGACUACUUUAGUGCACUCUUUGUGGGGCUGCCCUUGAAGACUCCCCAUAACCUGCAGCUAGUUCACAUAGCUGUCAACUUCUCCCUUUUCUUGCGAGGAAUCCUAUUCAGAAUAAGGAAAUUUCCCUUUAAAAAAAGGAAAAGUUGACAGCUAUGCAGAAUACCACCACGAGGGGCUUGAGCAGUUCUAUGAUUCUAACUAAUUAGUCAUUUUCUUUGUCUCUUCUUCCAGUGACUGGGGUUGUUCAACCUGGCAGAUAGUGUUUACACACACACACACACCCUUCCUUCCAAAAGGAUUAAAAAACCCCAGAAUAAAUAAAUAUAUUUGAAAGACACAAAGGACAUCAAAAAAGGCAUUUUAAAAAGAGUGGCAAAUACUCAUGGCUAAUAAAAUCAUGGUUGGCAGGGGGGCAGCAUAAAAUUUCCUCCUGGAUUUUAGCAGUGAUGCACUCUGCUAGGGAGGGCAUUCCACAAGUGGAAUGGAGCCACCACUGAGAAGGCCCUGGCUGCCAGUGCCAAAUGGUUAGCCCAUCUGCUGGUGGCUGCACCACCAACCCCACUCUCCCCUGAAAGAAUUCCCUUUUGCCGGUGCAGGUACCAUUUGAGGAUGCAGCUGGGAGUUCCUUUGAGGCAAGCCAGGCUCUGUGCGAUGCCGAGCAGGUGCCACCAUCCAUGGAGACCAAGCAGGAAGACGACAGUGGAGAAGAAGCCAGCCUGUUGGGUAAGGAGUGACACAGCCUCUGGGGGGCCAGGUUCUGCUGUGCUCCCUGACUUCUUCUCUGACUGUGGCUCCUUCCCUUCUGUAAAGGGAACAUGUACAUGUUUUCGCAAAACAAAUAUUGCCUAACAUAAAGCAUUUGUGUGCAUUAUCUUCACUAAAGUGUGCAGCGUUGUGUGUACACUUUAUCCUAGUAUAUGUAUUUUUUGUAUGCAUCUUGGGGCUGCAGAACAGCAUUGCAAGGCUCUCAGAAGUGCAAACUUCGAAGGGUGGCUGUGUUCAUGUAUUGUUUUGGAACAGGCAAAUUAGAUGGAUUCUAAUUUGAACAUGAUUAUAUUUCUCCCCCAGCCUCUUUAGCUAAAACCAACCAUAAUUAGAGUUCCUGGCGCAUCUAAACUUGUGUAGUUUUCUCCCAGAAGUCCUCAUUGCUUUCUGCAAAAGUUUCAUUGAUAUCACACAGCAGAGCUGUUUCUUCACUACAGAAGUGGGGAGAUUUUGGCCUUCCAGAUGUCGUUGAACUACAACUCCCAUCAGCAUCACCAGUGAUCUCUUUGGGGCUGGAAUUGUAAACCCAAUUGUGGAAAGCCACAGAUUCCACAUGCCCAUGGAGAAAAUCCUUCUAUCAUGUAUGCACACAAGACAAUCCCAUUCAAGCCUGUGUUCUCUUCAUUGUUAAUUAAAAGCUUCCUGUUUCUAGACUGAGUCCAUGGCCUGGGAUGAUGGGCUUUGUGGUUCAGCAACAUCUGGAAGGCCAGAGAGUCCCACAACCUGCUACAUCGGAUACUGGUUUUCAUAUGUGGGGAUGGGAAGUUCCUGUUGUCCUGUCCUCCUCCUAACCACCUUUGUUCCUUGCUUUUCCUUUUCCUUUCCCACCACCCCCUGAAGUCCUGGGAGUAAGUGAUAUUGGGGUUUUCUCAUUUCUCCAGGUGGUCAAGGAUGGUUGACUGUAGAUGUGGGGGGAAAGCAUGCGCCGGAAGAUUCAGGAAAAGCACAGCCACGCGGGGCGAUGACAGCCUACCCGGAAGACCGGGCCCAUGGGCAGGCCAAUGUUUCUAAGAGUCAGCCCAAAGCGGAAUCCCAGCAGGAAACCCACCCGGAAGAGAGGGCAGGUGGGCCUCUUCCUUCCAGAGAAGGCCACAUGGACCUCGGAGGACUUGCCGUCCAGCAGAGACCCUCUGUUGGCAAGCGGCAAAACCUGCACGGCACUUACGGAAAAAGCUUUGCACACAGCUCCUCCUCCGCAAAGUACAGUCGGAUGUGCAAGAGAGGGAAGCGACACCGGUGCUUGGACUGCGGGAAGUGUUUCCUCUACAGAUCGGGGCUGGCCGCGCACCGGCGCAUCCACACCGGCGAGAAGCCAUACGUGUGCUCCCAGUGCGGGAAGACCUUCGCCUGCAGCUCAGACUGCAACCGCCACCAGAAGACGCACACGGAGGAGAAGCCGUACCAGUGCCCCCAGUGCGGCAAGAGGUUCCGGCAGCAGUUCAGCCUCAGCAGACACAGGCGGGUCCACGUGGCGGAGGACCUGUGCGCACACUCGGAUCGCGGGGAAAGCGCCGCCGCGUUGGCCUGAAAUGCCUCCUUGCCGCAAUGGAGGAGACCAUUGCAGUAUGCAAGCAAAAUAGGUGGGGGGAAUUGGCUGAGGAUUACCAGGAAAAAGAACAUGAGACCCUUGGGACAUAUGAACCUGUCUGAGUCAGGCUACUGGUCCGUAUAGCUUGGCUAUGCCCACAUGGACUGGCAGCCUCUCUCCAGGAUUUCAGGCAAGGAGCAUAUCUCAGUCUUAACCUGGAGACAGAGAUCUGAACCUGGGACCUUCUGUAUGCAAUCAGAUGCUUGAACCACUAAGCUACUGUACGGCCUUUGCUUAGGUUUAAAAUAACUUAAUCCAUAGCACUGAUAGGAAACUUGGGAUGUUGCCUAAUAGCAGAGGUUUGUUCCACCUUGUUUGUUAUUGGCUACACUGAUCGGCACAGGCUCUCCAGGGUUUCCAGUGGCAGACAUUCCCAGCUUUGUAGGGAGAUUAUACCUGGGACUUUUUCAUUGCAAAGAAGAUGCUCCAGAUUUCAGACUUGGGGCCUCUUCUGGGUGAAACUUUUAAGAGAUCAAUAGGAGAAGGCAUCCCUCCCACCCCCAAUCCAUGAUUCAGGACACCACCCAGGAAAAGCCAUCUUAACUAUUUCCAGACCCUGCCCCUUCGACCUGUCCACACUGAGUUGCCGCACUAGCUAGAGACGAUGCAGAAGAGAAUACGUUGCAUUUCCUUUAGUUCUUUCCAACACUGUGUGUUGAUCCUGCUGCCUAAGAGAGAAUUCACUCUCCAAGGGUUUUCGGUGGCCAAAACGACCGCCAAAAUGGGGUAUCAUAUUUGCCAGGAUAAUUGUUUUGUUCGCAU
Molecule: messenger RNA, 5611 nt
Organism: Podarcis lilfordi (Lilford's wall lizard)
Lineage: Eukaryota; Metazoa; Chordata; Lepidosauria; Squamata; Lacertidae
Source: the annotation of a GenBank genome assembly